Molecule: messenger RNA, 132 nt
Organism: Sclerotinia sclerotiorum 1980 UF-70
Lineage: Eukaryota; Fungi; Ascomycota; Leotiomycetes; Helotiales; Sclerotiniaceae
Exons: 3
Coding region: 1-132 (43 amino acids)
Source: RefSeq, a predicted model, not a curated record
AUGCCCCCUCCGAAAGUUCCGGUUAGUUUCGUUGCCUGGAUUGCUAAAUAUAAUCGAAUUGGCCCAAAUGUUGGUCGUGUUGCCGAAUAUCCUCUAAACUUUGGAAUAGUUGUUAUGAAGAAUAUAAAAUAG